GAGUGUUUUAUUGAGGAUUGAAAAGCAAUACGUUACCAGCUUUUAAAUGCUUGGGCUACUUGAUGACGGUGUAUAACUUAUAUAUAUAUGGAAAAAAUGGUGAUAACCUAUAUUACCGUGAAUGGACUCCAACAAAGCAAGGUGAAUGUCCAUCUGAUAACGACUUGAAGUUGAUGCGUGGUAUGUUAAUUGGUUUAAAAGGAUUUUGUCAAAAAAUUUCACCGUUGGACUAUGAAAUUAAUCGUUUUUCUUACGUUACUAACACAUAUCGUCUUCAUUUUUACGAAACUCCUACACUAAUGAAAAUUGUUCUUACCACUGACAACUCUUGUGCACCCAUGAAUGAUGAACUUGAAGGGAUAUUUCAAAUAUAUACAAAAUACGUUUCACAAAAUCCGUUAAUUAAAUCCGAAGGACUUAUUAAAAGUCAGAUCUUUUCUGAAAAACUUGAUCAAUAUGUUCAGAGUUUGCCUGUAUUCAAUAAAUAAAUAACUUUUUCCCAGUUGUUUCAUUUUAGCUAUUUUCAGUUUUUCUGUUUUCGUUAAAUCAAUGAUUUACUUCUUACAGGUUUUAAUAGUGUUGUGAUUGUAAAAGAGGGUUUAGCCACACAAUGUUUACGGCUGUACGUACAAAUCCAUCAGAUGAAGUCACAGCAACUGACACAUUAAAUGCACCUGUUUCCACAUGUAUUACAAAUGUUAUCCCAAAUUCUAUCAUAUCAAAUGGAGUUGGUGAGGAGGAUAACUAUUUAACAUGUCAUUUAAUGGGUGAAUACACUGGUCCAGUUGAAUCUGUUUUACCUCGAGAAUUCAGGCAAAGACUUCAUAAACAUUUUGCUAGAAUUGAACGUGAAUUUGAACGAGAAUAUAGGAGGUUAUAUAGCGAAAACUUAGCAUUACAAGAACGUUUGGAGAAAUUUGAAGAUGGUGAUCAUUCAGAAGCAAUAACCCUAGUAAAAAAAUUGGGGGCAAGUAUGCUGUCACAGCGUAUCAAACAACAAUAUAAACAAUCCACAUCUCGUCUAGUUUCAAGUCUUCGUCAAUCUACUGGUCAUUCUUCCAGUAAUAUAGGUCAAGGAUGCACAUAUUCGGUUGCCCAACCAGGAAUAACAGCUACAACUUGUGUUGGUGUAACUUCAAAUACUCUUUCUGUUGCUGUCAAUAGUUCGUUAAAUUACUCAGGGAAUAUCGCUUUGCCUAGUGGUGGUAGCACAACUGGACAUGGGACAGCCAUUUUUGCUGGAAGCUUUUCAGGACACAAUGGAAAUUUCCAGUUGAUGAAUCGAGUGGUUGGACAUCGAGAUGGUAUAUGGGAGGUUACUUCGUUCAGGAGGUUUAUUGCAACUGCAUCUGCUGACAAUACUGCUCGUCUUUGGAUUAACGAUGGUCAAUUAAAUUGUCUAUUAGUCUAUAUGGGUCAUUCAGGUUCAGUGAACUCUGUUCGAUUUCGAAAUAAAGACAGUUUAAUGUUAACAUCUAGUGGAGAUGGAACUGCCCAUCUUAUUCGUUUGCCAUUUGAUUUAAUAACUAAAGCUGCAACUUCACUUACAAGUGGAAACACAUCAGGGGCUGCAUUGGAUGCCGUUGCCUCGGCUCUUGCUUCAGAAACUGCUGGAACAAGUCCUAUGGGUUUGGGAAUGUGUACAAUUUCAGGAACUGCUAUCAAGUCAGGGAUUGAUCCGGUUGGUUUGUAUGAUUCAGAUGAAACGAUGAAUUUAUUAGUUGGUUCUACAGAAGAAGAUCCUCCAGUUCGCAUUGCAGCUAUUCCACCUAUCGCUGUUCGACAUCCUCAUGCAAUAUUUCAGUCUGCAAACUUAUGUUUAUCAUCAUCUGGUACAGUUGGGAACUCUACUGCUGCUUCAGGAUGCAAUGUUAUCGACUCAUCACCUUUAUCUGCUGCCGAUUUUGUUUACGGACGGGAACAGUUAGUGACAGCAUCGUGGGAUCGUUUAGGUAGAACAUAUGAUCUUGCAACUGGACAAGAGCUAGAAUCACUUACGGGACAUGAUGAUCAUUUGACAGAUGUACGUUGUGAACCAGGUGGAUUUCCUGUUGUUGUCACAUCGUCAAGGGAUUGUACAUUUCGUUUGUGGGAUUUUCGUCAACCAGGAAUGCGGGUUCAUGUUCAACAGGCCCAUAGUCAGUAAGUUAUCUUUUAUAUUUCAAAUGCAUACUCUGUAUAGUUGAUUUAAUUUACUUGACUUCAUUUUUUAUGUUGUUGUUUUUUGGUUUUCUUUUCAUAUUUUCAUACUUUUUAUAAAACAACAGAACAGUUUCAACCACACAAUUUUUGGCACCUGGUUCCCCUGAACGUCUUAUAAGCGCUGGUGCUGAUAGGUUUUGUCGUAUUUGGGACUUGAGACAAAGCCGUGGUCCAGUUGUUAGCAUUAGAACCGAUGCAGCAAUCAAUCGCUUGGGUUUGUCUGGUUAUGGAUCAAGUGUAUCAUAUCAGCCAACAGAAACAAUUAAUCCUACUUCAACUGUAAUUGGAUCGUCUUCCAGUGAAGCUCCAUCUCAAACUGCUCAACACGGGUCUGUGUUAAGUACUUCAGUUCACAGUCCUUGUCCUUCCAGUUACCCCAAGUAUAUUGCUCUACCGCUGGUCAAUCGAGGAAUAAAGCUGCUUGAUGUAAAUGGCAACAGAAUCGGUCGGUUAACUAGAUCGUCACACGGUCAUUCUCGUAUGGUAACUUGUGUUGCAUGGGCAAAUGAAGGUGUUCACAAUCUCUUUUCAACUGGUUUUGACGGUCUCUUAUUGGCUUGGCAAAUUCACAUUGGAAAUGUUUAGUAUAUAAAUCCUUGAAAUCUAUUCUUUUGCUGCAAUAAUUCGUUGACUUCAGUAUUAUAGUGGUUUUCUUUUUCGUGAUAUGAUGUCAUGUGUGUAUGGUUAUACCUUUUACACUUUGUAAAUACACUUUACACAUAUGUAAGAUACCAACUACCUGUCUACUUACGUUUUCAUAUUGACAAUGAUUAAUUUUCGUUUUUUCAAAGUAAUAAUUUUCUCUUUAUCUCAUUUUCACGUUAAUGUGUCGUUAUUUGUUGUCUAAAAUAUUUUAGCUAGGAAUGAUCAAGUCAAUCUAUUACUAUUGUCUUCAAUGCUUAUUUGAUUAUUAUUAUUAAUAUUAUUAUUAUUAUCUCUACAUUUCAUUUUGUUGUUAAUUAUCUGCAAACAGACUGACUUUAUAUUUAUUACUUAUAAAGGUGUAAAUAUGUAUUUAUGGAAUGUUUUGUUCGUAAAAUAGAUUGCUUUCAAUAUAAA
Messenger RNA from Schistosoma spindalis, 3261 nucleotides. The record is from the annotation of a GenBank genome assembly. Lineage: Eukaryota; Metazoa; Platyhelminthes; Trematoda; Strigeidida; Schistosomatidae.